Toxotes jaculatrix (banded archerfish) is the source of this 3914-nucleotide messenger RNA. It is a transcript of the gene tango6, whose product is annotated as transport and golgi organization 6 homolog (Drosophila). The transcript has 18 exons. Gene Ontology annotation, molecular function: protein binding. Gene Ontology annotation, biological process: protein secretion. The record is from RefSeq and is a predicted model, not a curated record. Lineage: Eukaryota; Metazoa; Chordata; Actinopteri; Toxotidae. The coding region runs from base 118 to 3384 and encodes 1088 amino acids.
GUGUAACGCAUGCGAGGUCUGGCAAGGUUUAAUCCCCUUCACACUUAAAAACAAGCGCUUUAAAUCGCAUCCAGGCUUGUACACGACUGUAAAGUUACAUGUCAGCGGGAUGGCGAGAUGACCGCAGCUUUCCUCUCAGCGAUAAACACUCUCACUAAACCUCUCGACGAGGUGUCUGUGCAUGAUGCUCAGUCCCCACACCGAGAGGCUCUCCUGGCGGCGGCGCUGCAGGCCAAAAGAGCCCUUCUCCUCCGGCAGCUUCAGAGCGAGAGGAGCUUUGAGGAGGUGAGGAGGCUGAGGGAGGAGGUGAUGGCCGAGGCCGAAUGGUUCUCCGGUGAUACAGAAGAUGCCACAUGGGGCUUUGUCCAGGAGUGUCUCCUCCUGCUCCUCACCUUAGCACGACACCUUUCUAUUGAGCUGGAGCUUUUCGAGCAGACCCGGGUUACCUCUGCGGCGAAACAACACAACCCUCACACGGCUCCACCUUUACCUCCCGAUGUUCUCAGUGUCACCCAGCAGAAGACGCUCGGAGCUGCUCUUCAGUUUGUGGUCUCUCUGGGGCUCUGCCCCUACUUGGCCCAUGGAGUGGGUGUGCCACUGGGUUGCAGGUCAGCUUUUGGAGCCAUGGUGGAAAAACUUGUGCGUGGUGGAGCGGUGUCAGCAGAGGGACGCCGUCUUCUUGCCACCACAAAUGUCCUGUUGCAGCUGGCAGAGCUGUCAUCUCUCGCCACAUUGGUGUUCACACAGCAUCUAGGCGAUGUGAUGGCAGCACUGUGCCAGCUUGGCUACCAGCCACACCGAGAGAGAAAAGGCACAGAGGAGGAGAAGCAGCAGCAGCUCAGUGCUGAGGAAUGUCGAACGUGCAGGGAGGCCCUCAAAAGCCUUCUAGGAAAAGUCUACCAGCCAAUCGUUGUCAAGGAGCUGCUGAUCCUUCAGGGUGGACCCAGGCAGUCUGGUGCAGUGGGAAACGUCAGUGGUUCGAGCAGUAAGGCUGCUCUGGGAUCAGCCCCGGCCUGGCUGAGGCGUCUGUGUGGUCAGCUGCUGUCUGAGCGCCUGAUGCAGCCAAACGGUGUCCAGGCUGUAGUCAGAGCCAUCCUGGAGGGAGGAAAAGGGGGCGAGUCGGACUGGAGGAAAUGUGAUGGUGUGGCCAGGAUCCUGGUGGCCUGCCCUCAACAGUCUGCCUCAGCAGACAGCUACUAUAGACAAAUCUGUCCUCAGAUCCUCGACCUCCUGCACUUCAAAGACAAGCUGACAGCCCAGCAGUUUCAGCGUGUAGCCACCAGGGCGGUGCUCUUCAUGGUGCAGGAGAAGCCCAGCUUUGCACAUCAGUACCUGCUCACUCCUCUGCUUGCGCCUCUGCAGCGCUGCACCGCUGCUUCCAACGAGAGUCAUUCCCAAGCUGCUGUGGAGGAGUGGGAGCUUACACGUUGUGUGGAGGACGUGUACAAGAUCUGGGUGGUUGGAAACAGUCCAUCAGCUGCUCUACUCAAAGCUCUGGAAGAAGUUCUUCCUGUUAUUUUUGAACUCUUCUGUUUCACUAAGCAGAAUGUCUGCCACCUACGUGCCCCCUGUCAGGACGUUCUGUUGUGGUACCUGAGCCACACUGAGGCGUCUGUAGCUCUGUCGGCGCUGAGGCAGCUUUCAGGCCUGCAGGGGCAGAAGAGCGAGGCAGCAGACUUCCACUUCACCCCAGGCAGUGAUGGAGGAGCCAGAUUCAGCUCCAGAGAGAGUUUGAGUGAUGAGGACGAUGCUCUGUACGAGAAGCUGUCAAGGGAGCAGUGGAGGCUGGAGUGUCUGAUGCAGCUGCUGGCUGAACUCAAAGAGUGUGACCUGCCUGGAGACUUCUUCCUGGACCUGUUACAGGAGCUGACCAGCUGGGCAGCUGCAGCGGAUGAGGUGAAGAAGGAUGAGCAGGAGCUGGACGUGUCAGCCAUGACGCUGCUGGAGGUGGAGCAGCAGCUGCUGGGUCGAGCUGCCGGGGAAGGCCAGAGACUCGCUUUGCUUCAGGUGCUGGCUGCGAUGGUUGAGUCUCUGCCUCAUACUGUGCUGCUGAGGAAAACCACACAGGUGGUGGACUUCAUAGUGUCCCUGAUUCAGAGGGCCUGUGUGGGUCUGGACCAGGUCACUGACCUAAGUCUUGGGAACCCAGUAGAGAGCCAGACCCUGAGCAUGGGGAUGGGCCUGGUGGCCACUCUGCUGUCCGGACCUCAGCUUAGCGCGGAGGACUACUCUUCUAUGUCAAGGUUGCUCCCACCCCUGGAGAUGCUGUCUCUGAAGCACUCUGAGGUGGUCAUCCAGGAGCUGGCAUCCAACCUCAGAACUGUCAUCGCCACUCACGGUGCCUGCUGGCCUGAAGACCUCACUGCUGCUGCUGCUCAGUGCUCCAGAAACCCUGAAACAGCAGCAAGGAACAGUGUGCCUUCAGUGAAAAAGCAAACUGAAGCACAGGCCUCACAGUCUGGUCCACAAUCAUCUCCACCUGAUAACACCCACAUCAGGCGUCCACCGUCCUUCAGAGGGUCUGCAGCAGGAAUAACUCCACAAGCUGGAGGAAGGACCUCUGGCACUAGUGUCCCUUGCUCUUCUACCAAGCCCUUUUCUGAUUUGCUGCUCGAGGCAUGUGACCCGGACGUGCCAACCAGAGCGUUCGCCCUGAGGGUCCUGACCCGGAUGGUGCAAAAUGAAAACCCAGAGGUUGUAAAGGCCCAGGAGAAAGUACUGACGCUGUUUUUAGAGAACCUGGAGCAUGAAGACUCAUUCAUCUACCUGUCAGCCAUUCAAGGUCUGGCAGCGUUGUCUGACUCCUACCCCGAGAGGAUCUUGGAAAGGCUCCUGAAAGAGUUUCAACAUGGUCCCUCCCUGCCUACGUCCAACAUGGAGCACUCCCUGGAAACGCGUCUCAAAGUGGGAGAGGUCCUGAUGAGGGCGAGCAGGGCAAUGGGGGAGCUGGCGCCGCACCUCGGCCGUCCCCUGGUAGGCGUCUUCCUGCAAGGAACCAGGGAUCCGGACCAAAGCGUCCGGGCCAGCAGCCUGUCCAACCUGGGGGAGCUCUGUCAGAAACUGGACUAUGCCCUGGGACCGCUGGCUCAAGAGCUGAGCUCCUGUCUGACCGCCCUGAUAAAGACAGAGAAGGAGGCAGAGGUGAGGAGAGCUGCUGUCCAUGUUAUUGCCCUGCUGCUUCGAGGCCUCAGCAACAAAACCACUGAGGUUCUCAGUGGCGUUUUAUUGGAUCUGUACCGAGCUCUGAAGUGGGUGGUGCGCUCAGACCCGGAUGACGUUGCGGUGCUUCAUGCCCAGCUGGCCCUGGAGGAGCUUGAUGAUGUGAUGAGGAGGUUCAUCUUCCCCGAGCAGAAGCUGGAGAAGAAGAUUGUAGUCUUGCCGUAAAACUCAGGUUUCAUUUCUGCGGGGUCUUCGUAACCCCUUCGUAGUUUGACCGCUUGUUUUGGUCGUGAGAAAAAACCCUGAUCAUCAUGGGAGGAUCCAGCAUUUUUGGAGCUUGACAUGAGCAACCACAUAAAGCUGCCUGUUUUUAUGUGUGCUGUGCAAAUUUCAUUCACAGAAGUGUUAUCCAAGAGUAAAGACUGUGGAGGUUGAAGUCCUGCUGUGAGACAUCAGUAGAGAAGAGUGUGAGCGUGAGACUGUGAGAGAUGUGACGGAGGUGGACACACAAAAACAUUCCGCUGUGGGUGAAGUUACUCUCUGUCCGAGCCAGGUGAGGAUGCUCACCUGGGCAGCAGCCUGCAUUAAGACUCUCAGGCAGCUGAUUGAUAGAAAUUUCCAAACAGCUGCCUAACUGUGAAAGCUGUUGUCGAAACACUCAUGCCCAAAAAAACAAACAAAGAAAAAAGUCGCUGUAGUUAACUGGCAAACGAUGUGGGGAUGAAUUUUAAUUAAUAAAGAGAUUUUUUUUUUGG